UUGCGGCGACUGACCGCGCAUUUUCGUUCGUUUGCGACAGCUUUUUUGCACAAGAAAUCAUGGCAUACCGCGGGUAUGGCGGUGCAGGAAGACGUGUGGAAGCGGGAGCAGCAGGCGGAGCACGAAAAACGACGGCUGGAGGAGAUGAAGAAGGAAAUUGAAGACGAGCGCAAGCAGGCGGAAAUGAAAGCGGAGGCGGUUGCGUCGGGUCACGUGAUGAAACCAACGCAAGAACGCUUGGAAUUCAUGUAUAAAGGACGCGUUGGGGAAGCUGCUCCGGCUCCAGUAUCUGUAGACGAGCGCGUGAUUGGUAAGAAGCGGUUCGAGCUCGCGGUGGAGGAAGGGGCCAACUUGGCGGCGCAGGCAGAGGAGAGGCAGGAAGAGGCGCACUCGAAGAACGAAGCCUGGAACAGACUGAAUGCCGAUCCGUUGUUAGUGAUGAAGCAGCGCGAGUUGCAGUCAAAGCAGUACAUCACGAAUAAUCCGGUGAAAAUGGCACAAUUGAAGGAUGAAAGCCGGGCUGAGAAGGAGCGGAGGCGAGCAAAAAAGGAGGCAAGACGAGACAAAAAGCGUUCGAGCAAACGCGAUAAACGCAGUAGAAAAUGCGACUCAAGCUCGGAGUCGAGAUCUCGCAGUAGAAGUCCGAAGAGAGAGCGUCGUAGACAUCGUUCGCGCUCGCCACGUCACCGUAGUAGGCGCUCGCGAUCCCGUUCUCGGUCUCGCAGCAGAAGCCCGAGGCGGUCAGACAGGCGAAGUAGAGACGAUCGCGACCGACGUGAUCGACGCGAUUUACGAGACAGCCGUGGCUAUGACGACAAGUACGAUCGUAAGAGGCACCGUGAUGGAAUUGCUCGCGACGAUGCGCACGCACAAGAUGCGUCAAAAGGAUUCGGGUUGACGUAUGCCCAUGAAACAGCCGAGGAUGCGGCGGCUAUUCGGCGAGGCAAACGAUCAAAAUGGCGCGAAGAAGAGGCAAAACGCGCGGCAGAGCGCGCACCAGAGCCGGAAUGGCGAGGUGGAAACAACGCUGGUCAUAGAACGGGAAGAUUGACCGCUGAAGAAAAAGCCGCGCGACUAGCCGCAAUGUCGGCGGAUGCUUCAGCGCACGACGAGGCGAGGAUUUCAAAACUGCGCAAGAACGUCGGAGAAUUAGGUGAAGAGAUGAGUUUCGUGGAGGAAGCGGCGCGAGGACCCGAUAGACACCAUUCAGAUGCGCCUGCGUUCAUCGCGAAAGCGCGUUCAUCCGUGUAUGGCGAGCCGUCGUCAAGACGUUAG
Molecule: messenger RNA, 1275 nt
Organism: Ostreococcus lucimarinus CCE9901
Lineage: Eukaryota; Viridiplantae; Chlorophyta; Mamiellophyceae; Mamiellales; Bathycoccaceae
Exons: 1
Biological process (GO): mRNA splicing, via spliceosome
Cellular component (GO): U2-type spliceosomal complex
Source: RefSeq, a predicted model, not a curated record